Messenger RNA from Centropristis striata (black sea bass), 4316 nucleotides. It is a transcript of the gene pidd1, whose product is annotated as p53-induced death domain protein 1. The transcript has 15 exons. Lineage: Eukaryota; Metazoa; Chordata; Actinopteri; Perciformes; Serranidae. The record is from RefSeq and is a predicted model, not a curated record. Gene Ontology annotation, biological process: apoptotic process; DNA damage response; signal transduction. Gene Ontology annotation, molecular function: protein binding. Bases 399 to 3404 code for a protein of 1001 amino acids.
AGAGCGAGAGAAACAGGGAAGUUCAGAGACAGCUGUUACACAUUUAAUUUUUAAACAACACUACACUACUCAGUGUCAGUAAGUAGCAUUGGAAACGGUAUAUAAGGAUCACUGAAGUAGCCACUAAAGUCAUCGGAUAUGUAUUGUUUUUAGCUUAUAUUCACGUAAGUAGUAGCUAGCUAAAAGCUGCCAUUCAGAAGACAUGUAACGUUGUAGUAAAACAAAAUAGUCCUCUUUGUUUUUCAUGGCCGUCAUUUAGCUCUAGCUGAAGUUAAUGAAGGUUUAUAGUGUAAUGAGUGACGUUACAGACACACCAUGCAGAAAGAAAACGGACCAGUACUUGACUAGAAAGAACCUGAUGACUGGUAAGCUCUCUAGUGUUAUAAACCGUCUCUUCAAUGGAGAGAGGCAGCGAGGAGGAGGCAGCUGCUGAUGAAGAGGAUGGAGACCAGGCUGUUGGCUGGAGAGUGAAGCCAGGCAGGUCGGAGGAUGAAGAAGUGUCACAUGCAUGUAACACAUCCAGAGGUGGAGUACCAGACCCUUCUAUGGACAUUUUGGCCCUGAAGCUCUGCAGAGCACUUGUGUGCCAGAAUCAGGAAAAAUCAGACAGGGACACUGGACCAACAGUAUCAAGUGGUGUGAUGUCUGAGGACCAAGCAGAGCCAGAAAGGGAUGCUCCGUCUUUGUCUCCGUCCAGCCUCAUGGACACCUAUGGUCUCUCUACAUCAAGCCUCUCCUCCUCUUACUUCUCCACCCCUCACCAUGCCAAUUUUUCUUCAUCCUUGUCGUCCUCUUCCUCUGUCUUGUCUCUGACUCCACCUUUGCCCCCCUCUGUGGAUCUCUCAGCUGUGUUGACUGACACAAGGCUGACCCUGGAUGUGUACCAGGGAGGAGCAGCUGCACUGCCUCUGCUUUGGGGGUCCAUCCCAGGGCAGCUGAGGGGCCUCCAGUACCUGAGACUGGGCUCUGAGGAUAAACCAGGCCUGGAUGGUGCACUGGAAGUUUUGCCCCAUCUGACAGAGCUGCGUUCACUGGCUGUUCGGGGACACUGUUUUUAUGACUUGCACAGUGACCCACUGCCUGGCCUCCUCACCACUUUGCCCACAUCUCUGUCCUCCCUCUCUCUUCUGGUGCACCUGGAUCUCUCCUUCAACCAGCUCUCCUGUCUGCCAUCCUGCCUCCUCAGCUUGCCUGCGCUGUCCUCUUUGCUCCUCUGUCACAACCACAUCUCAGCCUUGCCCCCUGAUAUAGGCCAGCUGUCCUCCCUCACCUACCUCUCCCUCCUGGGAAACGAGCUGGUCUCUCUUCCCCCGAGUCUGGGUCAGCUGAAAGCAAUACAGACACUGGAUAUUUCACAUAAUCUCCUUCAGAAGCUACCUGAUGAAAUUGGUUCUCUGGAGGGGCUUGUUAAAUUGGAAUUAUCCCACAACAAGCUGAAGCAGCUACCAGAGAGUAUGGGCUCCCUCCUGUCUCUCAGGGAGCUUGUCAUCUACAGCAAUGACCUCCGCCUGAUCCCACAUUGUCUGAACAAACUGCCUCUGCUGAAAAUAGAUGUGCGUGACAAUCCUUUGGGACGACCUCCAACCCCUCCUCCUCUCCCUCCUACACCUGAUCAAGCAGAAACAAAACUCCAAGAGUUGCACCUCGGAUUAAAUCAGCACAGUUUCUGUGUGUCGUCUGCUGGAUGUCAUGUGUUUCUCCCAGGGGGGGCUGAGCUGCUGUUCCCCCCGGGCUGCCUGGCGAGAACCGCACGACUGAAGUGGGUUGAGAAAAGGCCAGAAAGGAAGUUGGUGUGUCUGCAGGAGCAUGACAUCUUGCUGAGUCGUCCACUCGAACUUCGUCCUCAUGGAAUUACGUUUCUAAAGCCUGUCGAGGUGUGCGUGCCAUAUCAUCGGACAAAAAGAAGGGAGGUGGUGGUGCAUAAGUUUGACGGACGGUCAUGGAGCACUCUGGCCACUGUUCUGAGGAGAGGAAGCGAGAGCCAUAGCAGCCACCCUGGUGGACGUCCAGCCAGACUGGCCUGCUGCUCAGUGAGCCAGUUCUCCUGGUUCAUGGCAGUGGCCCGUCCAACAAAGGACAGUUGCUCUGUUACACAAGCUGGAGCCCUGCUGGUAUCCAGCGCUGACCCUGGAGUCAAGCUCCACUUCCCUCCAGACUCCACCGUGCAGACCCGCACUGUAACCUUGCAGGUGUUGCAGGUGUCUGUGUCAGAGGUACAGGCACUGUGUGGAGAUCCUCAGGCCAGAGUUAGCCCCCUCCUCUGCCUCUCACAGACUCCCAGCAUGGAUUUCCUGCAGCCUAUCAAAGUUCAGGUCCCUCUGCCAUCUGGAGUCACAGGCCAUACAGUUGAUAUGUCCUGUUUGCAUCUGCUGCAUGGAGACCCCACUGCCCAAACCUGGACUGACAUUACAUCGCAAGUGUCUCUCUACGUCACCCAUCUGUAUGCCAUUUUCUACAUCUCGCAUUUCUCCUGGUACUGGCUGUGGUACACCACUCAUCGCUGUGUGAGUGGAGUUGUCAGGAAGGUCUAUCAAAGGCUAAAACAGUUCAAAGUCCAGUUCCUGGUCCUGCAGAGGAAAACUGAUCCUUCACAAGUAAUGCUGCAGUGUUUACCUGCUAACAAGGUGGAUGGCAGAGUGCAGUCUUUGUCGGAGCAGUACGACGGACCCCAGCCAUCAGACCUGUGUGACCUGCUGGAAGGAGAGCAGUUCUUCGCCGGCUUUGAGAAAGGCUUAGACAUCAGCACAGAGAGCCCAGACUGUGUGGCGGGAAGACUGUGUUUUGUGUUUUACUCCAGCCUGAAGAAUCUGAAGGAAGUGUUCAUCUGUCCAGCUCAGGGUCAGGAGGGGGCAGUGAGGGGACAAGUGUCUUUUUAUAGAGGGGAGAUUCCCAGCAACCUCCCAGAGGAAAUAGCAAGAAAGAGGAAAGGACCCGACAGCCAGUGGCUGGCAACUUUACCACUGAGACUUCCUGCUCUAAACUCAGAAAAUAAUUUCAUCAUGGACGAGCACCAGUAUCCUCCGCUGAACCUGGGUGACCCUGAGAGCGGCUACCUGACAGAGGCCAACCUGCUGUCCAUCUCUCUUCAGAUCGCACAGGACUGGCGUGUUAUUGGCAUCAAUCUUGGCUUAAGCUACCAGGAGUUGGACCGCAUCCAGUACAAGUACAGGGACAACUUGGGAGGCUUGGUGCUGGACAUGCUGUUCCACUGGGCCCGGGGACAGAAGAACGCAGGACCAGGAGCGGCGUCAAGACUGGUGGCCGCUAUGAUCGAGAGCGACAGGAAAGACCUAGCAGAAGAGAUCGAGGACAUUGUCAGUAUAGGAAGGAGAAAGUACUCUGAGUCACUGAAGAGGGUGGGCCUGGAAGGAGAGGGCUCCUCCCUCGGUGAAACGCAGCAGUAGAUGAACCCACACUGGGUGCAGAUGGCUGACUUACACUUGAGUAACCUGUUUGUUUAUAAUGUGCCCCUACCAUCUCAUCCAGCUGUCUAAACAAAUGUCCUGGAGGGCAAAAAAAAAUCUAUAUUAACAUAAUCAUGACAGCCAGCUAACAGCUGGUGGCAUCUUUAGAGGACCUUCAGAAGAGAGGGGAGAUGCAUAAACUGCACAUAGAUGAUUGCUAAAGAAAAAAACUGUCUUGGUAUGGCAGACUAUUUCCACCAGGAAAAUAAAACAUUAAUUAAAAGUUAUAUAUUAUAAAAAUAAAAAUACUCAUGGUAAGUACAAAUAGUGAAAUAAACCCAUAAAUAGCUUAAAUACUGCAGGGCUACAAUGUCCACUAAUUUGUUACACCACUGCUCCUAAUUAGACUAAAUACUUUUUUGGAGCCCUGCAGUGCAAUUAUUUGUUUAUUUCAUAUUUAAAAGUCACUUUUAUUUAUUUUUUAACCAAAUAUUAAAUAUUUUUGCUUGGUAUCUCAAAAAUGUGAUUAUUUAAUCAGGAUUUUGUCUUAGUAAAUUUUUUUUUUUUUACUCAGGAAGUCAGAUCUUUGACUAUGCUGUAUUAUUUUGACUUACCACCAGUAUUUAAAAAAAAAAAAAAAAGUCAUUUUUUUUCCACAAUUCUUGGCACAAAGACUACCAUUACCUGUUCAGGACAGAGUUAAAAGGCAAAGCUAACACUGAAACAACACUGAAAAUGCAAGAGGAGGCUGUUUUUAUGGUUGAUUGAAUUUCUUCCUUGUGUGCCUUUGGUCACCUAGAAACCGGCUUAGCUGCAGCACAUAUCAGUGACAUAUCAGGACCGUAGACUUUUUAAAAUGUAGGAAUUUCCACUAUUUUCAUCUCUAGUAAAAACUGUUAUGUAAAAAAAAAA